Nematostella vectensis (starlet sea anemone) is the source of this 1389-nucleotide messenger RNA. Its product is annotated as ribosomal RNA processing protein 36 homolog. The coding region runs from base 313 to 1056 and encodes 247 amino acids. Lineage: Eukaryota; Metazoa; Cnidaria; Anthozoa; Actiniaria; Edwardsiidae. The transcript is spliced from 9 exons. The record is from RefSeq and is a predicted model, not a curated record. Gene Ontology annotation, biological process: maturation of SSU-rRNA from tricistronic rRNA transcript (SSU-rRNA, 5.8S rRNA, LSU-rRNA). Gene Ontology annotation, cellular component: 90S preribosome; nucleolus.
UGAUUUAGACAGCACGUUUUAGUCGUAUGCCACCUGCCUACGACAUGUCUUAGCCCUGAAUUACGAGCGGAGCCGUAGGUUAAUUUACAAUCUACGAUUCGAGUAGUAAAGGUGUCGCGGGCAAGUCGGAUACGACUAAAUCGCACUAUAUCAGACUGGUACAUACGAGCCUGCAAUCAUUCAGCAGCCAGCUUUCCAAGAUGGCGCCUCUGUCGUGUUUUUAGUGCCGCUUCUCACUGAAGUUUCCUUUCGCGUUCGCGAUGUAUUUAUGACGACAAAUCUAUUAAGAUAAAUUCAAUAAAGAGUUAAAACAUGGAUAAUCAAUUAAGUGAUAGUUCUGAUGACGAAUCUCCCACAGACGAUUGUUCAGAUGAAGGCGAAGUCGAACAUCUGAAAGAUGAACUAUCACAGAUUCCAUUUUGCGAACUUCAAGAUCUCAAGGAUAAGAUUGGAUCCAAAAAAUAUAAUUUGGCAAUUCAUGGUAUAAUGGAGGAGAGAACCCAAGGAAUACCAGAUCUAGAGACUAAAAAAAAAAAGAAUAAAGGGCCUCAAGAGUUAUCAUCAAAACAGCGAGUUCCCAAGUUAAGGAAGGUGGUGCAAGUCAAGAAAAAGAUGGGAAGAGAUCCUCGGUUUGAUGACUUAUCAGGAAAGUUUAAUGAGGAUUUGUUUAGAAAGUCAUAUUCAUUUGUUAAUGAUAUCAGAGUUGAAGAGAAGAAGAGUGUAGAGAAAGAACUGAAGAAAACAAAAAAUGCUGAGAAAAGAAAGAACUUACAUGAUCUCCUCAAAGUCAUGAAUCAGCAAGAGAGGUCAAGGAAGUCAGCAGAGGCAAAGAGAGAAAGCAAAAAGAAGAUCAAGGAAACAGAGAGAGAACUGGUUCAAAAAGGGAAGAAACCUUUUUAUCUCAGAAAAUCCGAGUUGAAGAAACUUGAGUUAGCAGAAAAGUACAAAGAACUGAAGUCUAAAGGCAAAUUACAGAAAUACUUGACUAAGAGGAGGAAGAAAACUGCAAGCAAGGAUAGACGGCAUGUCCCUGAAAGACGCCAAGUGGAUCAAUAGACAUAUUUGUUUUACUCUAAAUCAUGGAAUUUGGGCCUUGUAAAAAAAAUACCACUUAAUUGAGAAAAUGUAGGAAAUGUAUAGCUUAUGUACUUUAUUAUUAUUAUUUGUUACAAAUUUUAUACAUUUUCACAAAUUCUAAACAGAACCUUACUCUACAUUGUAGAGAAAAAGGGAAGUUCAAAGCAGUUUUUUAACAAUUAGAACACUGAGCAGUUGGAUCCAGGAGCUCAAAGGGGGGGGGGGGGGGGGGCAAAGGAAGGGUUUCCAGUAAAGGGUUGUACCAAGUAAUUCAAGAAAUUUUUAUAUAUAUUAAAGUAUUUCUUCCCUCUU